AUGAUCAAUUCUUAAACAAAAAAAAAAUUGCUUAAACUCUUCAAUAAAUUAGAAGAAUCAGAGAUCCAUUCUGAAUCCAUGAGAUAAAUUCUAUGUUCAUAAGAGGAUUUUGAACCAUAUUCAAUUUUUAAGAAAAUUUCCAAUUCUGGAUAUAUAAGCUCCUAAGAAAUCUACAAUUUAUUACAAUAAAAUGGAUUGAUAGUAUAGCUUGAAUAAGUGAGUCCUAUAAUAAAAUGGUAUUCAUAGAAAUGUGAUAAUCGACUCACAUAUGGUGAUUUUUUAUAAAUAGUACUUCCAGCCAAUAAUCUCGAAUUAAGAAAGUUAGUAUCACAAAAACCUACGUUUAUUAAAGAUUUAUCUUAUGAAAUAGAGUAUGGAGUAUGCAGAAUAUUUUAUAAAGAAAUUCAAAUUGCUGAUGAAAUUCAACUCUAUAAAUAAGAUCUAAUUUAGACUCCAGAUUUUGAUUAUAGAAUAGCUUUUCAAACAAUUGAUCAAUUCAAUUCAGGAUUUAUUUAAUAAGAUCUUUUAGAACACUUCGUUAAUAGAGAUUGUAAUGACUUAAUGAGAAGAUUAGAUUAAAAUAGAGAUAGUUAAAUAGAUCUUGAAGAUUUUAGAAUUGCUCUAGAACCUCAAUAUGGUAAUAUUAAUUCUUAGAAAUCAACAACAUCCACUGUUACUUCAGUUAAAUAAAUAGAAGUUUAAAAUCAAUUUCCAAAUAGGAGAGCAAAAUAAAGUGUAGCAAAACAUAUAGAUAGAAAUAAAAAAAUAGUAUAAUAGAAAAAAGUUCAAUCUUAUGAUAUGGAUUAUUUGGCUGAAGCCUUAAAAAUUAUUUCAGAAUUAGAAUAUGAAAAUGAAUUUAGAAAGGAAGAGUUAGGAUAUCUUUAAUAUGACUUUUUAGAAUUAUUUUCUUUUUUUGAUUAAGAUAAAACAAGUAAGUUGGCUCCUGGUGAUGUUAAAGCAGCUUUAGAAGAGUUGGAAAUAUAUCCAACUCAAUCAUAGUUAUAUUUAUGGAUGAAACGAUAUGAUAUAGACAGAGAUGGAAAAUGGAACAUAAGAGAAUUCUUAACUGCAUUUAAACCAAUUAAUUAUUAAAAAAUCAAUAUUAGAUAGUUAGAUAAAGAAAUUCUUAAUGCAAUUAAGAAUGUCAUCAAAACUGAAAUUGAAAAUGAAGUUGCCAUUGAAUGUCUUAGAAAAAAACUCUCUCAAAGACCAAAUUUUAAUCUUAAAACACUAUUUACUCUCAUUACUUCAAAUCAAAUUAUUCUUGAAUAAGAAUUAAAAACCUUUCUAGAAAAUCAUGGAGUUUAUCUAGAUGAUAAAAAUCUAGAAUUAUUAAUGAGAAGGUUUGAUAGGAAUGAAUAAUAAUAUAUUACUUAUAGUGAUUUCCUUAAUGAAAUGUAACCUAAAUAACCAAAACCUUGA
This is a messenger RNA of Paramecium sonneborni, 1422 nucleotides long. The record is from the annotation of a GenBank genome assembly. NCBI's taxonomy places the organism in Eukaryota, Ciliophora, Oligohymenophorea, Peniculida, Parameciidae.